Messenger RNA from Arvicanthis niloticus (Nile rat), 1157 nucleotides. NCBI's taxonomy places the organism in Eukaryota, Metazoa, Chordata, Mammalia, Rodentia, Muridae. The record is from RefSeq and is a predicted model, not a curated record.
GCACCAUGGACGCCACUAAGCAAGUGAUUAACUUUGGGCCCGGGCCUGACAAGCUGCCACACUCGGUAUUGUUAGAGAUACAGAAACAGCUACUAGACUACAAAGGACUUGGCAUCAGUGUGCUUGAAAUGAGUCACAGGUCGUCAGAUUUCACCAAGAUUAUUGGCAACACAGAGAAUCUUGUGAGGGAAUUGCUAGCUGUUCCCAACAACUACAAGGUGAUCUUUGUACAAGGAGGUGGGUCUGGACAGUUCAGUGCUGUCCCCUUAAAUCUGAUUGGCCUGAAACCUGGAAGGUGUGUGGACUAUGUGGUGACCAGAGCUUGGUCAGCUAAGGCUGCGGAAGAAGCCAAGAAAUUCGGGACUGUGAACAUUGUCCACCCCAAACUUGGAAGUUAUAACAAAAUUCCAGACCCAAGCACUUGGAACCUCAACCCAGACGCCUCUUAUGUGUACUUCUGUGCGAACGAGACUGUCCAUGGGGUGGAGUUUGACUUCAUACCUGACGUCAAGGGAGCAGUGCUGGUCUGUGACAUGUCUUCAAACUUCUUAUCUAGGCCAGUGGACAUUUCCAAGUUUGGUGUGAUUUUCGCUGGUGCUCAGAAGAACGUUGGCUCUGCUGGGGUGAUGGUGGUGAUUGUCCGUGAUGACCUGCUGGGGUCCUCCCUCAGAGAGUGCCCAUCAGUCCUUGACUACAAAGUGCAGGCUGGGAACAACUCUUUGUAUAACACACCUCCGUGUUUCAGCAUCUACGUCAUGGGCAUGGUCCUGGAAUGGAUCAAGAACAAUGGCGGGGCCACAGCCAUGGAGAAGCUCAGCUCCAUCAAAUCUCAAAUGAUUUAUGAGAUCAUUGAUAAUUCUCAAGGAUUUUAUGUGUGUCCAGUGGAGCGCCAGAAUAGAAGCAGGAUGAAUAUUCCAUUUCGCAUCGGCAAUGCCAAAGGAGACGAGGCUUUAGAAAAGCGAUUUCUUGAUAAGGCAGUAGAACUCAACAUGAUCUCCUUGAAGGGGCACAGGUCAGUGGGAGGCAUCCGUGCCUCUCUGUAUAAUGCUGUCACAACUGAAGAUGUUGAGAAGUUGGCUGCCUUCAUGAAGAAUUUCUUGGAGAUGCAUUAGCUCUGAACAGGACCAGCCACACUCUUGCCUGUGUGCAACAUGCAG